Ophidiomyces ophidiicola is the source of this 1617-nucleotide messenger RNA. RefSeq lists its product as uncharacterized. The record is from RefSeq and is a predicted model, not a curated record. The transcript is spliced from 7 exons. Bases 1 to 1617 code for a protein of 538 amino acids. NCBI's taxonomy places the organism in Eukaryota, Fungi, Ascomycota, Eurotiomycetes, Onygenales, Onygenaceae.
AUGUCUCUCCCACACUGGAAAAUACUCGCUCUAGAAAGAAGAGCCCAGCAGCAGGCAUUGAUUCCUAAAGAAUGGCUGCUCACUUCUUCCAUGCCAUCAGAUGCUGUCAACCCCAAAGACUUCAUAGACUCACUGGAUCUACUUAGCCAAGAGGAAAAAGCCAUAACAAGCAUUACAGAUGCAUCUGCUCUACUUGCUAAAAUAGCCUCCCGUGAACUAUCCAGUGAACAGGUGGCACGAGCUUUUUGCAAAAGAGCAGCAAUUGCUCAACAAUUAAUUAAAUGCUGCACAGAAUUAUUCUUCGAUCGCGCGAUUCAAGAUGCAAAGGCUUUGGAUGACUACCUAGAAAAAACUGGAAAGCUAAAGGGGCCAUUACAUGGGCUUCCAAUCUCAAUUAAAGACUCUUUCGACAUUGAGGGAUUUGAUACCACCAUAGGAUGGGUCGGUCUGAUUGGAAAACCUGCUCCCCGGAAUGGCUGUGUGGCAGAACUGCUCCUCUCCAUGGGAGCCGUGAUCUACUGCAAGACUAAUAUUCCUCAGUCUCUUAUGAUGUCGGAUUCCUAUAAUCACGUCUUUGGCCAGUCUUUAAAUGCAUUGAACAAGAACUUGGUAUCCGGUGGAAGUUCUGGCGGCGAGGGCGCUAUUGUUGCUGCUCAGGCGAGCAUCAUUGGAAUUGGAACGGAUAUUGGAGGGUCCAUUCGAAUUCCGGCAGCAUUACAAGGCAUAUACGGCUUGAUGCCAUCUGCUGGGCGAAUUCCUUGGGAAAAGUCCAUGAGUACACAAACAUACAUUGUUCCUCCAGUUGCUGGGCCAAUGACGACAAGUUUGAAGAGCUUGGAGUUUUUUAUGGAGGAGUUCAUCUCCACCGAGCCAUGGAAACGAGAUACAAGGGCUUUACCGAUUCCAUGGAGAAAGGAAUUAGCCGAUGUGUCGGGUCGUACAUUGAAAAUUGGUAUCAUUUUUGAUGAUGGAGUUGUUAAGCCGCAACCUCCUAUUACCAGGGCUCUUCAAGAGGUAGCGAAAAGGUUCCGUGCCGCCGGACACGACGUGCUGGAAUGGGAUGCGUCCUCCCAUGUCCAGGGCCUCAAUCUAUGGUUGAAAGCCAUCUUUGCGGAUGGAGGAGCAGACUGCCAAAGACUCUGCAAGGUAGUUGAUGAGCCUCUGAUACAAGGAAUGUUGGUAGGCCAGGAAAAGGAUAAGCUGACACGACCUGAGCGCCAAGAGCUCGAAAAGCAAAAAUAUGAAUAUCGAGAUGAAAUUCAUCGGCAAUGGAGAGAAUCCGGAAUUGAUGCCUUGAUAAUGCCCACAGUACCCUGGGUUGGAUACCCCCCAAAGGUUUGGGUGGAAAGCAAACAGUGGCUUGGAUAUACUGCUAUUUGGAAUCUGCUCGAUUAUUCUGUAGCAGUCGUUCCCGUGACAAGGGCUGAUGCAUCCCUCGAUGCUCCGGGACCUGAAUGGAACAGCUAUACGCCAAGGAACGAGUCUGAUGCAUUUAACCAUAAACAAUAUAACAUUAACCUGGUUAAAAACAUCCCUAUCGGCGUUCAGAUUGUCACUGGCCGUUUUGGCGAAGAAAAAGCCAUUGCAGUGGCAAAGGUUUUGGCGCAAUUACAAUAA